Aspergillus tanneri is the source of this 546-nucleotide messenger RNA. RefSeq lists its product as uncharacterized. The coding region runs from base 1 to 546 and encodes 181 amino acids. The record is from RefSeq and is a predicted model, not a curated record. NCBI's taxonomy places the organism in Eukaryota, Fungi, Ascomycota, Eurotiomycetes, Eurotiales, Aspergillaceae. The transcript has 2 exons.
AUGGGGCGCCGUGUGCUUACUCCAGGCUUUAAAUACUGCUUGCGAUGCAGCUGCUCCAAACCGGAAGAGGACUUUAAACUGGCGGACCCGACUAAUAAAGGGACAAUGUCUAACCUGAUGGACGUGGACGACACGACCAAGGAGGGUUCAAGCGCCAACUACCCCUGCGAUAUCCCUCCGGGCAAGGAUGAAUGCGGGGACUUAUCUUUUGAGGAUCAGACCAGCGACGCCUCGCCUACUGUCGAGGACUGCCUGACCAUUAUCAAGAACAUCCAGGGCGACAGCAGUACAGACUGGACCAUCCAGGUUAUCGGCAAGCACCAGCGCGAGCUUGCCCGGCACGGGUCUUGUGCCUUUGGCGUGGAGACCACCAAGGUCAAUGGCAACGUUAACUUUGUUGUCGGCGGGCAGGACGUCAUUGAUAUAAUCAACGAGUCCGUUAAGCGGUUUGGUGCUGAUGGGAAGGUCGCUGCGAAGGGCAAAAUGAAUUGCAAUGGUAAUAUCAAAAGUCAGGCGGUUCUUUGGGGGAUUUACCAUAACAACUAA